CUUGUGACUCGUGACGGUCGCGCACGAUCGAGACUCUGAUGAGCAGCUGCAAAAGCAGCUGCAGGACUCAUGCCCAUGAUGUCUUGUUGUUUGAUGGUUGCCAGGUUGAGGAUGGCCCUUGCCGCUGCGCACCUCUGAGCUGCCUAGGAACUUGGAACCCACCAGUCUAGGUUUGAAUGAGGCCAGAGAGGAGCGCACGUGGUUUGCGGAAACAGGACAUGAAAAGGCGGGGGCAAGGUGUAUAGGAGAAGGGACUGGCAAGCAAGGAGUACGACCACAGGUUCUUGGAGAAAGAAGAAGGGAGGGGGUCAGCCCCGUAGGUCUCUUUGAUACAGAGACACUUGAACAUGCUUCGGAGUUUGUGAGCCUGUGGUCUGUUUGUUGAGUACGAAGCACGCUAUUGGAUGCAGACCCUGCGAGCUGACGAGAAUGUGACAUAUGCUGAGGUCAUUAUGUAUUGCUAAGGGCAGGCGCAUCGGGAGGACUUCGAGGAGACCGGACAGAGUUGGCUGGUUGCAAUUAGAGGUUUUCACAAGCAAACAGCCAUCAGAAUCUGCUGAGCGGCCACUAGGCGGCCCAAAGCCGGAGCCGGUGCUCUUCUCUCCCACCAGCCUGCCUAGCGCGCAUGCGCAGCGCUUUCUGACAUCAGCGGGCUCUGAAGCUGCCCUCCGGAAAGCGCAACCGCUCGCGGAGCGGAGCUCCCUCGAGAAGAGCCUCGCGGCGGGGCUGGACGUGCGGGACAUGAUCGACGCGCUUGUGGUGGAGCGGUUACGCGAGUUUACAAAUCUAGGGACAUCUGCAGCGCCAGCCACAUGGCCCGCCGGCGGCGGAGCUUCGUCCAGCCACGAGGGGGGCCAUGGGCCGGGGGGAAGCCCCACAAGCGACCAGGAGGGGGGAUCCCUCCGGCCAAGCCACAGGGAGUGGCUGACGAGGCUAGCAGCGGGGCGGGAUACGGAGGGUCCCCCGAAGAAGGAGCCGUCGCGCAGCCGCGAGAGUGAUGCAGAGGAAGGGCGCAAGAAGCGCAGCCGCUCACGCAGCCGAUCGUCGUCGCCGCACGAGGGGCAGGGCGGGCACGAAAGGGUGGGCGGCAACCGCGAGGCGGUGCGCAAGUACCGCGAGAAGAAGAAGGUCGAGUUCGCGAGCAUGCAGAACCAGCUGGCGCAGCUGCACAAGCUGUGCGCCGCGCAGGACGACCAGCUGCGCCACAAGGCGCGCUUGGAGGAGGAGCUGGUGGCCUUGUGGCGGCAGAUCGCGGGGCUGCAGGAGAAGGUGUCGCGGGGGCACAACCUGCUGGUCUCGGAACUCUUUGCGAUCAAGCCGCCACGGUCGCUGACGUGAUGGCGAGCGUGUGUCGACAACAAGCAGUGGUUUUAAAUCGUAUGUGGGACGCGCGGUGUGUUUGCUACUCGCCAGCUUGCAGCGCUGGCGUUUAAAUAGAUUGCUCAAUUGAACUCGGGGAUCGUCAGACGUGCACUGAUGCCAAGUGGUGAGAGGUUGCCUCUCCUGUGUGAGAGGGCGACUUGAGAGUGUUCGCUAAUCCUAUGCACAGAGGGAGUCCAGCGACAGCAAGUUGUUCUGAAAGUACUACGUUACCUAUAGAGUUCAGCAUGUGUAUCAGCCUAAAGCCGCCUAGAUUGGUUAGCUAUACCCAAGUGUACAUUGACUGGGGCUGCGUUGGGUCGUGGUGAACGUUGUUCGCGUAAUUGUUGGUCAGGAAUCUUGGCUCCCCCCGAGGCACGUUUGUGCGGUAUUUUACAUGCCAA
Molecule: messenger RNA, 1763 nt
Organism: Klebsormidium nitens
Lineage: Eukaryota; Viridiplantae; Streptophyta; Klebsormidiophyceae; Klebsormidiales; Klebsormidiaceae
Source: the annotation of a GenBank genome assembly